ACUAUUGAAGUUAUUUUAUUGCAAGCAUUGUCUAUUUCUACUUUCUAACGUUUGAGUGCACUCUGAAGAGUUGCUCAGUGCAGAGAGAGCAGAGGUUUUCUUUUGAGAGAGAAUCUCUUCACUUGGUUUUGGUGACGGAUCGGAUGAAAUUCCAUAUCAAUUUGUCUGUCUAAUCAAACAAUAUUGGUAACAUCUUUGACUAUCAGCAUGGCUCAACUCAUAGAUGAUGUUAUUGGAUUCGUGGAUGCCCUUUAGCAUUUUUUUUAUAUUACUAUUGUCAUAAAUGAAUUUCUUUUAGGGAACAUCAGACUCCAGCGGCUGCUAUCAAGAUGGAGGCUUUUGCCAAGGCUACUUCAUACUCAUGCAGUCAUUUAAUUCAUAUUUAAUACCUGGCUUUACAGAAGUACACCCAAUGUGUUCAUCCAAUUGUGAUUUUUUUGUUUCAUUAACCAGAAACACUCAUUUGUGACCACUUUACUGUCCUGGCACCAUCUCACCCAAUUAGGUUCUCGACUACUAUAGGAUUUUUUUUUUUAAAUACUUUUUAUGAUUUUUAAAUAUCCCUUGUCCAUGAUCAUUCAAAGUCAAAUUCGAUGUAUACAUAAUUAUGUUAGACCUAGUGUCCUGCCAUCAAUUUUCAACAAUCUAAGUACAGGGUUAUCAACCGACGGUUACAUCAACUUAAUGUGUAAGCAACAACAAUACAAAGAAGCACUUAAUGCAUUUGAUUUCCAUCUGAAGAAUUCGAGUAUCCAGCUAGAACCAAGCACCUAUCUGAAUUUAAUCUUGGCCUGCACCAACUUUAGAUCUCUUAAAUAUGGCAAGAAAAUCCAUGAUCACAUUUUAAAAUCCAACUGUCAACAUGACCUUGUUCUGCAAAAUCAUAUUCUUAAUAUGUAUGGAAAAUGUGGUUCUUUGAAGUAUGCUAGAGAAGUUUUUGAUGCAAUGCAGCUGCAAAAUGUGGUCUCUUGGACUAUAAUGAUUUCUGGAUACUCACAGAAUGGUCAAGAGAAUGAUGCCAUCAUCAUGUACAUUCAAAUGCUUCGAUCAGGUCAUUUCCCAGACCAGUUAACCUUUGGAAGCAUAAUUAAGGCUUGCUGCAUUGCAGGGGAUGUAUAUUUGGGCUGGCAACUGCAUGCCCAUGUUGUUAAAUCAGGGUAUGAUCAUCACUUGGUUGCACAAAAUGCUCUUAUUUCAAUGUAUACAAAGUUUGAACAAAUUGCACGUGCCUCAGAUGUGUUUACUAUGAUUUCUACGAAGGAUUUAAUAUCUUGGGCUUCCAUGAUUACAGGGUUUACCAAACUUGGUUAUGGGAUGGAAGCUUUGUAUCUUUUCAGAGAUAUGCUCAGGCAUGGUGUUUAUCAUCCAAAUGAGUUUAUAUUUGGCAGUGUAUUCAGUGCUUGCAGCAGGCUUCUGGAACCUGAAUUUGGGAGGCAAAUACAUGGAGUGUGUGUUAAGUUUGGUUUAGGGGGAAACAUUUUUGCUGGAUGUUCCCUCUGUGACAUGUAUGCAAAAUCUGGUUUCUUACCUUCAGCAAAAAAGGCUUUUUAUCAGAUUGAAAGCCCUGAUUUAGUGUCAUGGAAUGCAAUUAUUGCAGCAUUUUCUGACAGUGGUGAUGUAAACGAAGCCGUAUCUUUUUUCUGUGACAUGAUACAUGCAGGUUUGACGCCGGACAGCAUUACUUUUCUCUCAUUACUUUGUGCUUGCGGGAGCCCCAUUACACUCAACCAAGGCACGCAAAUACAUUCUUACAUUAUCAAAAUAGGGAUGGAUAGGGAAGCAACCGUAUGUAACUCUUUGCUAACCAUGUACACAAAGUGUUCAAAUCUAUAUGAUGCAUUCAAUAUUUUCAAAGAUAUAAGCGAAAAUGCCAAUUUAGUUUCUUGGAAUGCAAUUCUUUCAGCAUGCUUGCAGCACAAACAAGCAGAAGAGGCUUUCAGAUUAUUCAAGUUAAUGCUUUUCUCUGAAAAUAAGCCUGACAACAUCACCAUAACUACCAUAUUAGGAACUUGUGCAGAAUUGGCAUCUCUAGAAGUUGGGAAUCAAGUUCAUUGCUUUAGUGUUAAAAGUGGGCUUGUGGUUGAUGUUUCUGUCAGCAAUAGAUUGAUUGAUAUGUAUGCAAAGUGUGGAUCACUUAAACAAGCUCGAGAUGUUUUUGAUUCAACCCAAAACCCAGAUAUUGUCUCAUGGAGUAGUUUAAUUGUUGGUUAUGCUCAGUUUGGACUUGGACAUGAAGCUCUUAAUCUCUUUAAAAUGAUGAGGAAUCUUGGUAUUCAGCCUAACGAAGUGACAUAUCUGGGGGUACUUAGUGCAUGCAGUCACAUUGGAUUGGUGGAGGAAGGCUGGCACUUAUAUAAAACCAUGGAAGUGGAACUAGGGAUUCCACCUACGAGAGAGCACAUAUCUUGUAUGGUUGAUUUGCUUGCUCGUGCAGGAUGCUUGAAUGAAGCAGAGAAUUUUAUUACGGAAACGGGAUUUGACCCUGACAUUACUACAUGGAAAACUCUACUUGCUUCUUGCAAAAUUCAUGGUAAUGUUGACAUUGCAGAGCGGGCUGCAGAAAAUAUACUAAAACAGGAUCCUUGCAAUUCUGCUGCUCUAGUGCUACUUUCUAAUAUUUAUGCUGCUGCUGGCAACUGGAAAGAAGUUGCCAAACUAAGGAACUUGAUGAAACAAAUUGGGGUACAAAAGGUUCCUGGUCAAAGUUGGAUAGAAGUUAAGGAGAAGAUCCAUGUGUUCUUCUCAGAAGAUAGUUCACAUCCACAAAGGGACAAAAUCUACACAAUGCUUGAAGAUUUAUGGUUGCAAAUGCUGGAUGAUGGUUAUGAUCCUUGUCAGAGGUUUGACACUAGCAUUUUGUAGGAGUCAUCGAUGGUGAUGAUCCUUCCCAAAUCUAUAUUGAUUUUGAUCUACGUCUAGAUAGUUUAGUUGCAGCACAAGAAAAUUUUGUGAUGACUGAUCCCAAGGGACAGUGACACUGUUAAUACUAAAAUGUAAAAUCUUAUCAUUAUUCCCGUUUUGUGUUUUAGUAAGUGGUGGUGUGUUGUGUGUGAUUUAUUGGCAUGUAGGUUUCACUCAACCAUGUAGUCUAUAUUUUUCCACAGUUUACUACUUUAGCUGACCUGAACUGCCGAGUGUUUUUCCGUUAUCUGAUGCUAAUGACUUCCAUAUUUUUGCCGCAAUUGAUGGAUAAGGAUUUGGCAUCAAUUAUAGUGAUUAUUUGUUUG
Molecule: messenger RNA, 3227 nt
Organism: Abrus precatorius (Indian licorice)
Lineage: Eukaryota; Viridiplantae; Streptophyta; Magnoliopsida; Fabales; Fabaceae
Product: pentatricopeptide repeat-containing protein At3g53360, mitochondrial
Exons: 2
Coding region: 547-2862 (771 amino acids)
Biological process (GO): RNA modification
Molecular function (GO): protein binding; RNA binding
Source: RefSeq, a predicted model, not a curated record